This is a messenger RNA of Micropterus salmoides (largemouth bass), 1095 nucleotides long. RefSeq names its product C->U-editing enzyme APOBEC-2-like. Gene Ontology annotation, molecular function: cytidine deaminase activity; RNA binding. Lineage: Eukaryota; Metazoa; Chordata; Actinopteri; Centrarchiformes; Centrarchidae. The record is from RefSeq and is a predicted model, not a curated record. Gene Ontology annotation, cellular component: cytoplasm; nucleus. Gene Ontology annotation, biological process: cytidine to uridine editing.
GGACCGGAUUGAUCCUUUUGCCUUUAAGUUCCAGUUCAAGAAUGUGGAAUACUCCUCGGGCCGCAACAAGACCUUCCUGUGUUACCUGGUGGAUAAAGGGAACACAGCUGAUGGGCUGCUGAGGGGCUACCUGGAGGAUGAGCAUUCCGGGUCUCAUGCUGAGGAGGCAUUUUUCAUACAGUGCUUGCCACACUGCGACCCUGCACUCAAAUACACAGUCACCUGGUAUGUGUCUUCCAGCCCCUGCUCUGCUUGUGCAGCAAAAAUAGCUGAAGUGUUAAAGGCCAGGAAAAACGUCAAGCUGAGCAUCUUUGCUGCUCGGCUGUUUGAGUGGGAGGAUACAGAGAUCCAGGCCGGGCUGAAGGCCCUGCACGCUGCUGGGUGUAAGCUGAGGGUGAUGAAGCCUCUGGACUUCUCCUAUACCUGGGACACAUUUGUGGAGAGCGAGGAACAACCUCUGAACCUGUGGGAGGACUGCAAAGAAAACUACGAGUAUUACCACGAGAAGCUGGCUGACAUUAUACAGUGACCACAGAGUCCAUUUGGGGAUGUGGGCACCUUCAAACAUCACCAUUACUUCUAAGAUAAUUCAUGUUGAUGAUAUUAUUGAGUUUAAUACAUAGUGCAUAUGAAUCUGUGGGAGUAUAGCAUACCACGACAUCUGGCAGUGAUCCCAACUCUGGGACUGUCCAAGUCUCAGACAUUAGUGCUUUUCAGUACUUGUUAGGCAUGUGUUUUUAUUUUUGUUUAGUUCUUUGCACAUUUUUUGAAGACAGUGAUUUUAAGGGGUGCUAGAAUAUUUACAGUUUGAAAAGGUAAAUGACUGAAGAGAAAGACAUGUUCACAUUCAGCAUGUCCUUUACAUAGAAAAUGAGAGAAACCUGGAUAUCAGCUCUCUGUAUGAUUGUAUGAUUCCUCCACAUUCAGCAUCUGAGCUUCGGUCACCUCUGAGUUAUCUCAGCAACAGACCCUCAGGUUCUGGGGUUAAUCCAGCCGUUUUGUUUAAAGUACAUGAUGUUUAGAUCCAAAUAAUGUAUCUGUAUUUGCCUUUUGCCUCCUGUCUGUUCUUUCAGUAAUAAACAGAUAUCAGAAGUC